CUAGUUCAUGUUCACUUCGAGAAAGACCUAUGGGUUCAUAAAACACAACAAACUUCCCAUCUUCUUCUUUAUCGUCUACAUCUGUCCGACCUCCACCUUCCUCUUGGUUCGAUGUUUUGUGGCGACCGGACUUUCACUCGACGUGUUAGCAUUUAGUUUCUAGCUAAUCUGUUGCCUUUGCCUGCGGAUGGGAAAGUCGGCUCACAACAUAACCUUGCACUUGUUCAUCAGCUUUACAGCAAUGGCCUCUAAGCCAGUCUUGGAAAGCCUUCCAGGGAUCCAAAAAUGGCCAGAGGAAUUCAAGGAUGUAACUGUCUUUUGUGGCAGCGAAACCUUCAAGCUGCACAAAGCUAUUUUUUGCUCCAAUUCGCAAUACUUUACCAAGGCCCUCUGCGGUGGGUUUGAGGAUGCAGAGAACAGCGAGAUAGAACUGGCUUCGGAGGAUUCAGAGACCUUCGAGCGCCUGGUUCAGUUCUGCUACUCUGGUACAUAUCUUGAUUGUGCAACGAAGUUCGAGCAAGAAAGUCAGAACCAUGGCUUUGGGGCACACUAUCUAUCACCCGCAGAACUAUUUGCCAAGUAUCAAUCAUUGCCAGGACUUUUGGGGGCCGCAGGACCAUCCUUACCAAAGGCGAAAACCGAGGUUGGCGCCAAAUCUCUCCGCGAGCAAGACGAAAUAACAUUCCCCGCAUCGCCAGGAGCCAUGGCCGCAAUUGAACGCUCUAUUCUAAUCGCGGGCAGGGUUUAUAUAAUGGCUGAAAUGCUCCUGAUGCCAGCGGCAAAAGUCCUAGCUCUGGAAAGGUUCCGCGCCGGGGUCGAUGAUAUUAUUAACGCGGACCUCCCAGGCUUUGCUCCAACAUCCGAGUUGAUUGAGCUUAUCGACAACUUGUACACAAAUCUACUGGAUACUGACGUUGCGGUAAAAGAGCCCAUCUGUCUUCUGAUCGCAUUGAAGCGGUUGGAGCCCAAGUUUUGGGACUCAGUGAGCCCGAUGAUGAGAAAUAAUGGUGCUCUUGCUGUCGGUGUCACAAAUUAUAUCAACCUCCUCAUUCCUUCUAAUAUUAUCGUCGUCAGGACCCCAUCCAAAAGUUCCAGUCAGACUCAGACGUCUGAACGGUCUAUUCUGCAGAAGCCGACGGCACAGAUGCGCCAAAUGUGGAUGGAGAAAGAGCGCAAGCAAUGUGGUUAGCUUGUUUGACUGAGUGAAGGAAUAAAAUGGCCUAGAGCAAAUGCACUACAGCAGCUGGAAGAAUAGGAAAUUGAAAUUGUCGCUGUAGCAAAUGAUCAAGUGUGAUUCAUAAGCAGAAUAUUGUGUGCUUUAUAGGAGUCAGCGAAAUAUUAAAAUGGACGAAACGUAGCAAUAGCAGCAACUAAAUACUUGACUAGCAUGUGUGAGACUUUAGCUUAUAGCUUAACCUACUCACUUACUU
Pyricularia grisea is the source of this 1430-nucleotide messenger RNA. RefSeq lists its product as uncharacterized. NCBI's taxonomy places the organism in Eukaryota, Fungi, Ascomycota, Sordariomycetes, Magnaporthales, Pyriculariaceae. The transcript is spliced from 3 exons. Gene Ontology annotation, molecular function: protein binding. The record is from RefSeq and is a predicted model, not a curated record. Bases 188 to 1189 code for a protein of 333 amino acids.